CACAUACAUACAAGUAUACAACUACACUUAAAGCCAACCCCAAGCCCGAUUGAGAGGUCGUCCGGCCCGGUGGGCCCACCUCCUCAACCAACCCAUGUGGCCCCCACCCAAACCCUUCUCCUUAUAUAUAUACACACAUUUCAUUUUUUCAAAUAUGAACUCACAGCUCACAACACAUUCCACUUGACAAACAAAAAUCACACACAACAGAAAAAAAUAAAAAAGAAAAGAAAAGAAAGUUCUUGCUAGUUCAACACUUGACCUUCACAUUCCAAAGAACCCAGAAAAAAAAUGGCUUUCUCAGCAACUCAAUACUAUGCAACCCCUUCAAAAUUCCCCCACAACUUACCCAAAAUACCACUUUCCCCCCCAAAUCCCUUCACCCACCCCAAACAACCACACAUCACUCUUCCCCACCACAAGCCUCUCUACAUCUCCACCGCGGCCGCCCGUCUCGGAAAACCCUCCGGCGGCCCUCCGGCCCACUGCCAGGCCUACGAAGCCGGGCAGCCGGUGCCCGUCACCAUCGAGCUCGACCGUGAGCGGAUCAAAAUCGGGCUCUACUUCGCGGCAUGGUGGGCCCUCAACGUCGUCUUCAACGUCUACAACAAAAAGGUCCUCAACGCCUUCCCUUUCCCCUGGCUCACCUCCACCUUAUCCCUAGCCGCCGGCUCGUUGCUCAUGCUCGUCUCGUGGGCCGCCCGGCUAGCCGAGGCACCCGAAACCGACCUCGACUUUUGGAAAACUCUAUUUCCUGUUGCGGUGGCGCAUACGAUCGGACACGUGGCGGCGACGGUUAGCAUGUCGAAAGUCGCGGUGUCGUUCACGCACAUUAUCAAGAGUGGGGAGCCGGCUUUUAGUGUCUUGGUGUCGAGAUUUUUGCUCGGGGAAACUUUUCCGACUUCAGUGUACCUCUCCUUGCUGCCGAUAAUCGGAGGUUGCGUGCUUUCUGCCGCAACCGAGCUCAAUUUCAACCUCACGGGUUUCAUGGGGGCAAUGGUGUCGAAUCUGGCGUUUGUAUUCCGAAACAUAUUCUCGAAAAGAGGAAUGAGUAAAGGGAGAUCGGUGGGUGGGAUGAACUACUAUGCUUGCCUCUCAAUGAUGUCCCUUUUGAUACUCACUCCUUUUGCUAUAGCUGUGGAGGGACCUCAGUUGUGGGCUGUUGGCUGGCAAAAAGCAGUCUCUCAAAUUGGUCCCAACUUCAUAUGGUGGGUCGUGGCGCAGAGUGUGUUUUACCACUUAUACAACCAAGUAUCAUACAUGUCUCUAAACGAGAUAUCUCCGUUGACGUUUAGCAUUGGCAACACGAUGAAGAGAAUCUCGGUUAUUGUUGCGUCUAUCAUUAUCUUCAACACUCCUUUACAGCCGAUCAAUGCACUUGGUGCGGCCAUUGCAAUCUCUGGCACUUUCCUUUAUUCUCAGGCUAAGCAGUAAUUCGGAGGUGCACUUUCGUAUAACACGCAAAGCCUUAAGCAAAUGCAGACGUUUAUGUUUUGACAGUACUAACUUUAUUCGACUUCCGAGUACAAAUAUGAAAAUACGUGAUAUUAUUCAGCUACAUUUCUACAGAUUUACAACAUCUUGUUGGACAUAGCAAAUGUAAUUUGCUUGUCUUAUCUUGUUAGUUUUGCUGGGUUUGAAGCGAUUUCUUUGUUGAUUGGUUUAUGGCUAAUGUAUAUGAGUUAUCAAUGUUAAAUUGAGAGUAUUAUUAGUCUUUCAUAUUCAGUUUUCUGUGCAAUUAACACUUUAUCAUAAAUAUAAUACCUGAUAUUCAUAAUUAAUAGUGAUACUUCCCUCAAUUAAAAAAUUAAUAUGAACAUAUAAUCGUUAUUGCUCGUUCGCAGACCUCAACUUCAUCGAGUACUGAAUGUGAGUACUGAAUGUUAAGAACAUGUCCAAACUCUAUUUUUCACAAGUACAUUUCUAUUUAAUGUAAC
Messenger RNA from Striga asiatica, 1937 nucleotides. NCBI's taxonomy places the organism in Eukaryota, Viridiplantae, Streptophyta, Magnoliopsida, Lamiales, Orobanchaceae. The record is from the annotation of a GenBank genome assembly.